UUUUGUGAGUUUUGUUUCCUCAGUUUCAUUCUUCAGACAAGGACAUUUUGCAUUGAAAACAAGUUUGAGUUCAGAUUGAAUUGGGAACAAGUUGAUUAGUUCAGUAAAGCAUAUUGUGUUGGGAAAGAAAUGGCCUAUUGUUGUUGAAAGAAAUUGAGAAUGGCAUAUUGUGUUGAGGACGGCAUAUUGAGUUUGGAACAGAUUCGAGUUCAGACUGAAUUUUAUAUAAUUAGUUUUGGAGUGAGGGAUUGUUAUUUGAAACUGUUAACUUACUUUCAUGCUGAAUUAAAUUAUCUCGAGGAUUUCUCCUCGAGUUAAUAGUGAAUGAUGAAUGGGUUAGGACAUUCAUUGUAUAUCCGAAAAUUGUUGAA
This is a messenger RNA of Meloidogyne enterolobii, 371 nucleotides long. NCBI's taxonomy places the organism in Eukaryota, Metazoa, Nematoda, Chromadorea, Rhabditida, Meloidogynidae. The record is from the annotation of a GenBank genome assembly.